Messenger RNA from Botrytis cinerea B05.10, 2154 nucleotides. RefSeq lists its product as hypothetical. The coding region runs from base 277 to 1839 and encodes 520 amino acids. Gene Ontology annotation, molecular function: alpha-1,2-mannosyltransferase activity. The transcript is spliced from 2 exons. Gene Ontology annotation, cellular component: Golgi apparatus. NCBI's taxonomy places the organism in Eukaryota, Fungi, Ascomycota, Leotiomycetes, Helotiales, Sclerotiniaceae. Gene Ontology annotation, biological process: mannan biosynthetic process. The record is from RefSeq and is a predicted model, not a curated record.
GUCAUAUCUGACAAUAGGUAUGAACAGCUUUUGACUAGGACAUUGACUCUUUCAGUCUAAACUCAAUUUAAUGAAGUUCAUUACUUCCCUAAUCAUGCUCGUUGAUGGGGCUAAAGUAUUCACUCUGGUUUAAUCCACAUUCCUCCAUUCUAUGAUUAACUGCUGAUAUGUACAAAAUUCCUACUCACCCCCCAUUCCUACUUUUUUUCUGGUAAUGUAAUUUUUUUUCUCGGUGUACAUUCGCAUCUAUCACAACGGCGUCAUUUGAUCUUCAAGAUGUUGGCCAGUUCUCUAUCUAAAAAGAUUACCAUAAUCAUUAUUGUUAUCUUCGUUUCAUAUCUUUCUUUCCGAGAUCAAUUAUGGUCUUUAGAAACUCCUGUCUUCCUCCAAGAGCCCCUCACUAGCUUCACUAUCAGUACCACCCAUACUACUCACAAUAACCCGAAUGAUUCUGCAAAUCUCAACAUUCCAAUCAAUAACGCUAUCAAUACCGCGAUAGUUGAAAUAAGCAUAGCAGAUAUAGUCCGCAGGUUGCAUGAAGCCGCACCACCAAAACUUACCGAAAGUGCCGCAUGUGUAGGCAAAACCCUUGGAAUCGAACAAGUCACAAAUGAUACAGAGCGUCGGGAUGUCACACCAGUAUCUGACGAACAAGUCGAAGCCGCAAAACUCGCACAUAAAUCUGCGGUAGAAGUAAUCCGAACCUCGACUCACCUAGUUCCAUAUAAAUCUGGUACCCAAGGGAUCGUAACUGUAGCAGGCGGGAGAUUUACCGGCGCAUUACUUGUCUCACUGCGCAUGCUUCGCAGGACAAAUUCUACAUUACCAGUGGAAGUUUUCAUGCCGAACCCAGAGGACUACAAUGAACAUACCUGUGAAGUAGUGCUACCGUCACUUAAUGCGCGCUGUGUUAUGAUUCCAAAAUACGAAGGCCUCACUAUUUCCAAAUAUCAGUAUAAGAUAUUUGCUGUUAUUUUGAGUUCAUUUGAGGACGUGUUAUUUUUGGAUGCGGAUAACUUCCCGAUUGUCGAUCCGGUUGAGUGGUUUAAGGCACCAGUCUUCAAAGACAAUGGCUAUGUUCUGUGGCCCGACUUCUGGUGGGCGACCACAUCUCCCCACUAUUUCCGAGUCCUCGAACUUCCUACGCCUUCUCUCCUCUCCCUCGGUACCACUGAAUCUGGUCAAGUAAUCAUGUCCAAGCGCACACAUAGCGAUGUCCUUCUUCUGGUCCUAUACUACAAUAUUUUUGGUCCCUCAUUUUAUUACCCUCUAUUAACUCAAUGCGAUGCCGGUGAGGGCGACAAAGAAACCUGGUUGUACGCCGCCAUUGCCCUCGAAAAGGACUACUAUCAAGUAAGGCAGCGAAACGGAGUCAUUGGGCAUCAUACCGCCGACGGAUUUAGAGGCUCUAGUAUGAUGCAACAUAAUCCCAGUGAUGAUUAUUCUACAUAUCUUCAAGAAGAAAAGGAGAAGAAAGAACAUCCAGUUUGGAGAAAAGAUGUUGAUGCCGAAGUAGUGUUUAUGCAUCAUAAUCUUAUUAAGUUGUCACCGGUUGAAAUGAUCAGUUGGAUAGCUAAAAACAAGGGAAGUAGAAUGUGGGGUAAUAAGGAAAGUACCAUGAAGACGUUUAAAGGACAGGAUCUAGAAAAGACGGUUUGGGAGGAACUUCUCUGGGUGGGGUGUCAGGGUGGAGAAAGUUUGGUCAAUUGGACUGAGGAGGUUUGUGAGGGAUUGAUGGGACAUUGGGGAGGUAUUGUGGCGAGGGAGGCGGAAGAGGAAAUUAGGAAGAUGUUUGGAGUCAAUAAACAGGCGGCGACAAAGGACAAAAAGGAAGAGUAAUGAUGGAAAAUGAUGGUUUGAUAUGGAAUUUAUGGGCAUUAUUCUGCUUCGUGUGGAUACAAUUUUGGAUGUAUUUUAUGGUGUUUCGAGCUGGGCUGGGAAUUGGAAGUAUGCUUACGCACGGCGUUGCAAAGCAACUUCGGGAUUUUUGGGAAAACGGCGUUCAGUAGGAUAUGUUACGAAAUUACGGUGUCUCCGCAUAGGCAGGAAAAGACAUAGAGAUCAGGGCCAGCAAUGUAGCUGGGAAUACCUAUAAGUCGAAUCUAGAAUAAUCAAUGAAGAAAUUGAAGAAGGAAGACAAAAUUCAAUCUUGCA